This is a messenger RNA of Cygnus olor (mute swan), 5017 nucleotides long. RefSeq names its product cyclic nucleotide gated channel subunit beta 1 (gene CNGB1). The record is from RefSeq and is a predicted model, not a curated record. Gene Ontology annotation, molecular function: intracellularly cAMP-activated cation channel activity; cGMP binding; protein-containing complex binding. Gene Ontology annotation, cellular component: plasma membrane; photoreceptor outer segment; intracellular cyclic nucleotide activated cation channel complex. The transcript has 35 exons. The coding region runs from base 664 to 4599 and encodes 1311 amino acids. Lineage: Eukaryota; Metazoa; Chordata; Aves; Anseriformes; Anatidae. Gene Ontology annotation, biological process: retina homeostasis; monoatomic cation transmembrane transport.
GAUGGGGAGUGUGUCCCACUCCACAGCACCAAGACCAGGCAGGAUGGGCACCGAGGGCUAGGGACCCCACGGGGGUUAGGGGGAGGACUCAGUGCUGGGGAUACCUGAAGCUGGGGAGAGGACGAUUGUUCUUAGCUCUCUUCAGUUCGCAGCAAAGCUGUGCCAGGACUGGGACGCCUGGGUGUGCUGUGCUGGCACCAAGCUAGCCACGGCAGGCAGCGAGCUCCCGAGCCCCACGCACACCUCGGGGCUUUGCGUCCCCACGGCUGACUGCAGCAGAGAUUAGGGGCACUGGGAGACGCUGCUGGUCACGCAGGGCCGGAGGUAAACGGAUCAAGCAGCAAUUGGCAGGCUCAGCAAGGGGAGGCUUAGCCCAGCCCGGCACAGAUUUGCUGCCUUCUGCCCCACAUCCUGCAGGCUGGGAACGAGCGGCAGCGCAACAGGCACCUCGCCCCUGGGGACUCCUCUUUGCACCACGCUGAGGGCACCCGCAGCCCCGCUGCCACCCGUGCCAGUCCCUGUACCUGCGAGGACCAGGUACCUGGGUGAGCAGCCAGGACCCUGCAGUGCCGGGGUAGCCCUGUGGGACGUGGGAGAAGGAAGGAAGACAAGAACCUGCUCGAAAGGUCUCCGGACGGAGCCCUGUCCUCACUGGGCGCAGGGAUGCUGGGCUGGAUUGAGCGGGUGGUUCCCCAGCCCCCCGCGCCAUGCCUGAUGGAGGAGAGCCCCCCGGCCCCGGUCAUGGAGCCAGCCAAGGUGCCAGCAGGGAAGGCCAGCAGCCCCAGGGAUGCUGCAGACAGCACACGCACGCAGGAAACUGAAAAGAAGGUGGAAUUUGCAGUGCCUGAGGAGAUGGUCCCCGCAUCAACAUCGGUGUUUGAGAGCGUGGGGGGCAGUGUGCUCUCCUGGCUCUCCCAGGGGCUGGAGAAGGUGAUCCCGCAGCCAGUCCAUGCCCCAGGUACGCUGCAGGCACUCGGGAGGAGCUUCGAGACAAGCAUCGAUGUUCCUGACCAGACGGAGGUCCAGGUCCUCAAGGAUGAAGAAGAGGAUGUUCUGGAGAUAACCCCCUUCGACCCGGAGGAGGACGAGCCAGAUGGCUGCGAGAUGGAGGCCGGUUUGGACACGGGUGCAGAGGACUGGGCAGGAGCACGUGUGCUGAGCUGGCUGGUGCAGGGCUUCGAGAGAAUGGUGCCGCAGCCGGAGAUGCUGAAAAAGCCUGAGCCAGAGCCGAAGGAGGAGAGGCACAAAGCUGCGGCAGCAGGCACAAAAGGAACUAAAACCCAGACGAAGUUGAAAGAAAGCGUUUCAGCUGCCCCGAGCAUCCUGGGAACAGUGGAGCCAGCAGCUGCUGACGGGCAGUCAGAGCCUGUGACCACCAUCCUCCCUCGUUCCCUGGUUGGGGACAGCAGCAGCAUGUUUGGAUGGUUUGUCCAGGGGCUGGAGAAGGUGAUGCCACAGCCUGUGACCAGGGAGAAGCAGGACACACAGGGAGCAGCAGCGGCAGCCUUCAGCCCCGUGGAAGAAAUUCAUAUCGUCCCUGUGGAGCUUGUGGAGACAGACCUAGUUGUGGAAGACAUCAAUGACGACUGGAGCGAUGAAGUAGCUCACGAGCCAACGGCCUGGGUUGGCAUGGCUGAACUGGUGGCACAGGGUCGUCCUCUUCCCCCCAUACAGGAGGAACUUCAGGAAGAAGAGACCAGGCUGUGCUCCUGCUCCCUGAGUGCUGCUGAGGAGGAGCAGGAGGAGGAGGGUGAAGAGGAGGAGGAGGAAGUGGAGGAGAAGAAGGAAGAGGAGGAGGAGGUGGAGGAGAGCGUGGGAGCCCCGCUCCAGUCUCCUUGCCUCCCCACCGAUGAGGGGCUGGAGGACGCCUUCUUUGCAGAAGAGGCCCUCAGUUUUGCGCAGCUAGAAGAAGCUGAGAUAAGUGAUCUAGAAGGUGCUUUUGUACAGGUGGAAGAGAAGACGGCUGAAGUUACUGAAACUGAUGCUGAAGCCCUGGCAGAGUACUGCAGUCCAGCAACAGUGCUGUGCCCACAGAUGCAUGUGGCAGGAUGCUCACUGCCAUUGCUCCACACUACCAACAUCCCCAUGAGGCUGGCAGCAACUAAAAACAACACGCCUAGCAGCAUGUCCAAGCACGCCCGAGACCUUGAGCUAGACCGGCUGGUGCAUGACAAGCUGCUCGACUGCGGGGACACCUCCCCUCCUGUGCUAGAGCAGCUCCCCAAUGUCCCCAGCUACCGAGCUGCUGCUGCUGCCUCCCACAUCCCCGUCCUCGCUGCCAGCAAGCGAAAGGCUGGAGUUGUCAACCCCGUUUUUUGCAAUGAGGAGCAAUCCCCUGUUCACCCCCUAGGGCUGAGUCACUGCCUCACUGUGGGUGUCGAGGACGUGGAUGGCGGAGGUGAUGCUGCAGAGGAUGAUGGCACCUGCUUGCCGCUGCCCACCCCUGGUGACCCCCACAUGCUGGUGGUGCCUGGUGCUGCACCAGCAUCCCCCAGGAAGAAGCUGCCAGCCCCCGCAGACAACCUGGAUGAGGCACCGGCAAGCUGGGAUGAGUUGCAGAGGGACAGCUUGCCCGAGCGCAUCGGUUCAGCCACCAGCCAGAGCAGUACCAUCAUCAAUGACCGGCUCCAGGAGCUUGUGAAGCUCUUCAAAGAGCGGACAGAGAAGGUGAAAGAGAAGCUGACCGACCCUGAUGUCACCUCCGAUGAUGAGAGCCCUUCAGCAUCCCCCUCCAAGCCAGCGCCCACAGCACCACCACCGCCCCCACCGGGAGAAGUGCCACCAGGGGACAAGGCAGCAGGCGAUGAACACUACUGUGAGAUGCUGUGCUGUGCCUUCAAGUGCCAGCCCUGGCUGGACCGCCUGAAGAGCUACCAGUUCCCCAGCAGCAUCGACCCGCUCACCAACCUGAUGUAUGUGCUGUGGCUGUUCUUCGUUGUUCUGGCCUGGAACUGGAACUGCUGGCUGAUCCCCGUCCGCUGGGCCUUCCCCUACCAGACGCCAUCCAACAUCCACUUCUGGCUGCUCGUGGACUACGUCUGUGACCUCAUCUACCUGCUGGACAUCAUUGUUUUUCAGACCCGCCUGCAGUUUGUUCGGGGGGGAGACAUAAUAAGUGAUAAAAAGGCCAUGAAAGAGAACUACCUGCAUUCACAGCGCUUUAAGAUGGAUGUGGUAUGCCUCCUUCCCCUGGAUUUCUUCUACUUCAAAGUCGGUGUCAACCCACUGCUGCGUUUUCCCCGCUGCCUGAAGUACAUGGCCUUCUUCGAGUUCAACAACCGCCUUGAGGCCAUCCUGAGCAAGGCAUACAUCUACAGAGUGAUUCGGACUACUGCCUAUUUACUGUACAGCCUGCAUGUGAACUCCUGCCUCUAUUACUGGGCAUCAGCCUACGAAGGACUGGGCUCUACCACCUGGGUCUAUGAUGGGGAAGGAAACAGUUACAUCCGCUGCUACUACUGGGCAGUCAAAACCCUCAUCACCAUUGGGGGCCUGCCAGACCCCAAGACGCUCUUCGAGAUUGUCUUCCAGCUGCUGAACUACUUCACGGGUGUCUUUGCUUUCUCCGUCAUGAUCGGGCAGAUGAGAGAUGUGGUUGGUGCUGCUACUGCUGGGCAAACUUACUAUCGGAGCUGCAUGGACAGUACUAUUAAAUACAUGAACUUCUACAAAAUCCCCAAAACUGUGCAGAACCGUGUCAAAACGUGGUAUGAGUACACGUGGCAUUCACAAGGCAUGCUAGAUGAGUCUGAGCUGCUGGUGCAGCUGCCGGACAAGAUGCGGCUGGACAUCGCCAUUGAUGUGAACUACAACAUCGUCAGCAAAGUGGCCCUCUUCCAGGGCUGUGACAGGCAGAUGAUCUUCGAUAUGCUGAAGCGGCUCAGGUCGGUUGUCUACCUGCCAAAUGACUACGUCUGUAAGAAGGGAGAGAUCGGCCGCGAGAUGUAUAUUAUCCAGGCUGGACAAGUGCAGGUGCUGGGGGGGCCCGAUGGCAAAACCGUGCUGGUGACACUGAAAGCUGGAUCUGUGUUCGGAGAAAUAAGCUUGCUGGCAGCAGGAGGAGGAAAUCGGCGAACAGCAAACGUUGUCGCUCAUGGAUUUGCUAAUCUUUUCAUUUUGGAUAAGAAGGACUUGAAUGAGAUUUUGGUGCACUACCCAGAGUCUCAGAAGUUGCUGCGUAAGAAGGCCAAGAAAAUGCUGAAAAACAACAAUAAACCCAAAGAUGUGAAAGGACAGCCUGGAUCUCCGCUGAUCAUUCCCCCAAAGGCUGACACGCCAAAGCUCUUCCAGGCGGCCCUGGCUGCCAUGGGGAAGGCAGGAGGCAAAGGGCGUCUUGCGCACCUCCGGUGGAAGCUCCAGGAGCUGAAGGCAAUGCAGACAGCACAGGAUCCCAGUUUCAGUCCAAUCCCACCGAAGUCACCAGUGCACCGCAGAUCUCCUACUGCUUCCCCCAAAGCAAGCACCCCUCCGGGAGAAGAAAUAUUCUCAAAGUCUUCUGAUAAUUUAGUCGCUAUCCGUGUGAUUUCAGCAGCGCAGGAGGAUGAAGAAAUACUUGCUGCUGAGAUAUCACAGAAAGAAGAAGAGGAAGAAGGGAAAUGAAAAAUAAGCAGAUCUGGGGGCUGGUGGCACAAGUAGGAAUUGGGCAAAUGCCUCAGGUAGAAGCUUUUAGUUGUUAAAGAUUCCUGCACAGCGGUUGUAGGCUUUGCUAGCUAAGUGCUGCAGAUGGGCUCUGCCUUUCUUCUCUGCUUAGUCCUUCACCCACUGUUGUCAAAACCCUUUGACAAACGACCCAGAACUAUACAAGAUUCCUGUGCUCAUUCUUACUGAGCAUCUGUAUGAACAGUCCCUAUAUAUAUCAGGCCAGCCCUCUAGCCUUGAGAUCUUACAGAGAGGGAGUGCAGAAGAAAAAUCGCUCUUUACAGCUCUGAAUGGUUAAUGAGUGUCUGUUCAGAUAAAGCAUGAGGUUGUUCACCUCCAAAAACUGAGUCACUGCAUGGCCAGAAACAAACACCAGAGG